ACAAAAGCUCCGAGCUUCCUAGGAAACUUCGGAGGAGGAAGACAGGAGCUCUGUUUGCCUAAAUAAAAAUGAUUAAUGUAGUUGUGCUAAGUUGAAUUUGUGUUUAGAUUCUGUCAGGUUUUACAUUAUAUAUAAAUGAAUUCCCAUCCUCAUCUCCAGCCCUCAGAGGUGUCUUCUUGCAAACAAAUAAAUUACUACGAGGUUUUUAUGAUAAAUAAAUGGUCGGAUGAUGUCUCUAUAUUGCCGCAGAACACAGAACGUUGAUAAUGAAAAUGACACUUCAAUGUCCUUGUUUAUUGGCAGUGAAAGGUCAGCUUAUGGUGUGAUCUGUCUACUGCAAGAAAAAUACCGGCAUUCUCAUGUGAUCUGUCCACUGCAUUUUCUCACCCGUAUUGCAAUUAGAGUACUUCAGAAUAAGUUAAACAAAGAAACUAAAUCUUUUUAGUAUGUCAUGAAUUAUAAUCAAAUUGAUGAAGAAUCUGAGGAUACUUACAAAUGAAUUUGUUAUUGAGGAUGAAAGAACCAUACUGAUAUUCAUUUCCAUGCAGCCAUGUUUGGAGACGGGCUAGAAUUUCUUUCUGCCCUGCUCUUGUCCACAAUGAUUUCCACAGGCAGUUGGGAACAGAUUUACAUUACUCAAGAUGGGUAUGGAUGCGUGGUACAAUGUAUCCAGGGCGAAUCAGGUUAAUGAUCAUCCUAACCAUGUAUCUUUGGUCAGUGUGGGAACACAAACCUGUUGGUCCUCAAGAUGAGACCCUAGACGGAGAGGGAAAUGUGCAACUUGGAUCCUCAAGACAGUGGACUCAGGUUUCUUAUCAUCAAAUUUAUAUCCCACAAAAAGGCCAGUAUCACCAACCAAUGAAAGCUGCUCUUCUGAUAGAUCAGCUUGACAGCGUGUAUGCUGGACUUUAUCACAUUGCUUUCCUAUUUUCACGCUAAAAUUAUCCUUAACAAAAUUUUCAAACUAAUAAAAGCAAUUACCAUAUUCUGGUCAGAUGAUAAAAGUAAUAAUUUCAACUGCAAAUUUAACAUAAACAUAAGUACAAUAGUGCAAAAAUUAACAUAAAUUUGUGAAUACUUUACCUUGAAGAGCAUCCAUGGCAGUCAAUGAAUUCCACAAAGCAGAAAACCAUAGCUCUAUCUCCACUCUGCAAUUUAGGUGUUAAGCAACACAAAGGCAAAGCAUCUGAGCAGAAUUAGGUAGGGGGGGUUAUCAUAGUAGUAAAUAUAUGAACAUCCCAUUUCAAUAAAGGCAAUUGAAUUGACAUAUCAGAGUUCUUUUAUUUGGCUAAACAAUGAAUUUCAUGACACAGCAGAGUUGGUUGCAACUGUUUUGCUUAAAGGUAACUAAAAAUUGGACAAGCAGUGAACUUUCAUGUCUCGGUUCCUUGUGUACAACUUUAAUAUCUUUGUAGCCAACAAAUGGACGGAAGAUAU
This is a messenger RNA of Rubroshorea leprosula, 1437 nucleotides long. Lineage: Eukaryota; Viridiplantae; Streptophyta; Magnoliopsida; Malvales; Dipterocarpaceae. The record is from the annotation of a GenBank genome assembly.